GUAUAACUAUACUCGAAUUUUACAUCAAUUGUUAUAAAAAAGCUCAUACUCGGGUACUAGAGAAGCGACAUCAUAUCGAAGUGUUGUUUCCAUCUCGGAGAGGUCAAAAGCCUCUCUUCUUCUGUACCCUUUUUUCUCCGGCCUCCGCCUUUUAACCACCGUCAUCCAACCAUGGCGGCUUCCGUCCAAAACCCCCGCUUCAGCCGCUUCGAUCCUGUCCUACAAAAUGUUUGCAACUCCCCGAUCCGAGGUUGCAAUUUCCCCACCAAUCCUGACCUCCCGCCACCUAACGGCGGCGCCGACGUAGUUUCCGGUGAUUAUUAUUCCUCCGACAGCGACGGCGAUUGCUGUAACGAAAAACCUCCCAACGCCGACUAUUCCGCGGAAUUAGAGCCGUCGGUUCAUGACAUCAGAGACGCCGAUACUUCCGACCGUUGGAUCCCGCGUAACCCGUCCCUGAUCCGGUUGACCGGGAAGCACCCGUUCAACUCCGAACCGCCCCUGGACCGGCUAAUGCGCCACGGCUUCAUCACCCCGGUUCCCCUCCACUACGUCCGGAAUCACGGCGCGGUCCCCACCGGCACGUGGGAAGAUUGGGCCGUCGAGGUAACGGGCCUCGUGAAACGGCCCAUGAAGUUCACUAUGGCCCAACUCGUCAACGAAUUCCCAUACCGCGAGUUUCCCGCCACCCUGGUUUGCGCCGGGAACCGCCGGAAAGAACAGAACAUGGUCAGGAAGACGAACGGCUUCAACUGGGGCGCCGCCGCCGUCUCCACCUCCGUCUGGCGGGGGGUUCCGCUGGUUUCCGUCCUCAAGCGCUGCGGCUUGCUCAGCCGGAGGAACGGCGGCCUGAAUGUGUGCUUCGAAGGGGCAGAGGAUCUGCCCGGCGGCGGCGGAGGGUCGAAGUACGGGACGAGCAUUAGGAGGGAAAUAGCGAUGGACCCUUCUAGAGACAUCGUACUGGCGUACAUGCAAAACGGAGAGAGGUUGACGCCGGACCAUGGGUUUCCGGUGAGGAUGAUAAUUCCGGGGUUCAUCGGCGGCAGGAUGGUGAAGUGGCUGAAGAGGAUAAUAGUGACGACUAACGAAUCGGAGAGUUAUUAUCAUUACAGGGACAAUAAGGUCCUUCCGUCUCACGUCGAUGCUGAGCUGGCUAACGCUGAAGCAUGGUGGUACAAGGAAGAAUACAUAAUCAACGAGCUGAACAUCAAUUCUGUCAUUACGACGCCUUCUCAUGAAGAGAUCUUGCCCAUCAACGCUUGGACUACCCAACACGGGGUACAUCCUUACACGCUCAGAGGCUACGCUUAUUCGGGUACAUAUAUGCAUGCCUAGUUAUAUUAGGCGGAGGAAAGAAAGUGACACGGGUGGAGGUGACGAUGGAUGGCGGAGAGACGUGGCGGGUGUGCGAGUUGGAACGUUUGGAGAAGGGGAAUAAGUAUGGGAAGUACUGGUGCUGGUGUUUUUGGUCUCUCCAAGUCGACCUCCUCCACUUGUUGGCCGCCAAGGAUUUUGCUGUUCGAGCUUGGGAUGAGACUCACAAUACCCAACCUCAAAAUCUCAUUUGGAAUCUCAUGGGAAUGAUGAACAACUGUUGGUUUCGAGUGAAGACCAGGACUUGCAAUUCAGGCAAAGGAGAGCUUGGGAUUGUGUUUGAGCACCCAACCCAGCCCGGGAACCCGUCCGGAGGAUGGAUGGAUAAGGAAAGACGGCAUCUUCACAUUUCUUCCCCGGCCAUCAAGAAGAGUGUCUCCUCCCCCUUCAUGAACACCGCGGCGCCGGCCGUGAAGGCUGCGACUUUCCCCAUGUCCGAGGUGAAGAAGCACAACACCCCCGACUCCGCCUGGAUCAUCAUCGGCAGCCACGUCUACGACUGCACCUGCUUCCUUCGCGACCACCCCGGUGGCGCCGACACCAUCCUCAUCAACUCCGGCGCCGACUGCACUGACGAUUUCCAUGCCAUCCACUCUGAUAAUGCCAAGAAGCUCUUAGAAGACUAUAGGAUUGGGGAGGUCGUCAUCACUCCCGACGACGACCUCUGCGACUCUACUUCGGAUUCCUCCCCUUCUUCCUCCACACCCAACGACUCCUCUGUCGAUUUAGCUCUGAUCAAGGAAAACUCUGUCGGGGUGGCCAGAAGCAUACAGGAGAAGAUCCCAUGCAAACUCAUUCACAAGGAAUCCAUUUCCCAUGACGUGAGGUUAUUCAGGUUCUCACUCCCAUGGGAUGACCAAGCUCUCGGGUUACCAGUGGGCAAGCACAUCUUCUUGUGUGCUACCGUAGACGGUAAGCUCUGCAUGCGGGCGUAUACACCUACAAGCAAAGCCAACCAAGUCGGAUACUUCGACUUGCUCGUGAAAAUUUACUUUAAAGGGGUACAUCCGAGGUUCCCAAAUGGCGGCGAGAUGUCCCAACAUCUCGAGUCGCUCAAACUCGGAUCGUCUCUCCACGUGAAAGGCCCAGUAGGACACAUUGAGUACAAGGGGAAGGGUGGAUUUCUUGUACAUGGGAAACCCAAGUUCGCAAAGAAACUCUCAUUGAUCGCUGGCGGUACGGGAAUAACUCCGAUCUACCAAGUCAUGCAGGCGGUCUUGAACAACCGGGAAGACGAAACGCAGAUGCACGUGGUGUAUGCUAAUCGGACGGAGGAUGAUAUUUUGUUGAAAGAUGAGCUUGAUGCAUGGGCGGAGAAAUAUCCUGAAAGGGUUAAAGUGUGGUAUGUUGUUAAAGAGUCUAUAAAGGAAGGCUGGAAGUACAGCACCGGAUACAUCAAUGAGAGUGUUCUAAGGGAGCAUAUUCCGGCAGCAUCUCCUACUACACUAGCGUUAGUAUGUGGGCCACCACAGAUGAUUCAAUUUGCUGUUAAUCCCAACUUGGAGAAGAUGGGGUAUGACAUCAAAGAUUCCUUGCUGGUGUUCUAGCUAACUAAACCAGUCGUUCCAUGCUCUCCAGGAUAAGAUAAUUUAGUUUAGACUUUUCUGUUUUUGUUGUUUGUUCAGAUGUAUACAUAUGUUGAUAUGUAUGCUAUGGUGCUCUUGUUUGUGCUGACAAAAUUAACAUUGGAAUAUAGUUAGUAUAUAAAACGCAUUUGGUGAAUGCUACCUAGUAAGUGAUUACUUUAACUACAAAGCAUUUAGUUGAUUCAUGUCAUUAUUUCAUCAUUUAUUUAUGAUCCAAUUACCUAAUUGCAAUAUUC
Cuscuta epithymum is the source of this 3196-nucleotide messenger RNA. NCBI's taxonomy places the organism in Eukaryota, Viridiplantae, Streptophyta, Magnoliopsida, Solanales, Convolvulaceae. The record is from the annotation of a GenBank genome assembly.